GUAAACAUCUGAACCAUGUAUUUUAGGCUUACCUUUGAAGUUUCUGACUUACAAGCAACAACUAAACAUCAAGAAGAGGAAAUUCGAGGAUUCCACACAAAUCAUAAACAGUCAAUUCAAGCAUUGACAAUGCGAUUGAACAAUGGGAAAGAAGAAAAGAGCAAACUACUAAAAGAAAUCAAUAGGCUUAACCUUGAAAUUUUUGACUUGCAAGCAACAAAUAAACAUCAAGAAGAGGAAAUUGAAGAAUGCCACACAAAUCACAAUAAAUCAUUUCAAACAUUGACACAGCAUUUGGAGAAUCGGAAUGAAAAAAUCAUUAAACUACGAAAAGAAAUAGCUAGGCUUGAACAUGAAUAUUCUGAGUUACAAGCAACAACAAAUUGUCAAGCAGAAGAAAGUAGAAAGUGUCAGAAAAACCAUAAUAAAUUAAUUCAAGAAUUGAAAAUGCGUUUGGAGAAUGGGAAACAGGAAAAGAGUAAACUACUAAAGGAAAUAGAUAGGCUUGAAGAAGAAUAUUCUGAGUUACAAGCAACAACAAAUUGUCAAGCAGAAGAAAGUAGAAAGUGUCAGAAAAACCAAAAUAAAUUAAUUCAAGAAUUGAAAAUGCAUUUGGAGAAUGGGAAAGAGGAAAAGCGUAAACUACUAAAGGAAAUAGAUAGGCUUAAUCUUGAAAUUUCUGACUUACGAACAACAACAAAACAUGAAGAAGAGGAAAUGGAAGAAUUCCACACAACUCACGUAAGUCCAUAUUUACAAAGCCUAUUUUGUACUAAUUUCUGAAAUAGUGAGAUGAAUAUUUCCUGAUUCUAGCAGUAGUAUACAAUCACAUUUUAGGAGAUAUUAAUAUUCUCCCUAGUCAUAUAUUUGAUAUAUACAUACGUAUGUUUUUAUAUACUAGUUUAAAUUGUCUUAGCUUGUAGAAGUUCUUUGAAUUUGUAAAAUUCAUUACUCUGGGAAUAUGAUUUGUUUUUUGAGACAGGGACUAUGUACCCCAGGAUUAUACCAAAUUCAUGCUCUGAUUUACUUUUCUUCCAGACUCUGGGAUGAAAACAAAAACAGUAGCUACCAUGUCCUAUCAGUGUUAAGUGAUUAAUGAUAAAUACUGUGAUUAUCUACACUCAAUAGUUCGUAUUUACCAUAGUUGCUUUACCCAAUUACCCUCUGAUGGACUUUUAAUUUUCAUGUGUUUGGCUGCUGUUAACAAUGCUGUGUGGGAAACUAAUCUGAAAUUGAAUUUUUCAUUGCUGCCAAUACAUCAUCAUAAUGUAUAUGUUUAAGAUACAAAUAUUUGAUGAAAUUCUGGAUUUAAAUUUAAUGUUAGACUUUCUGUGAUAUCUUGAGUAUUAGUUAUCUGAAAUAUUCAGUUUUCUUAAAGAAUAAGUACUAGAUCAUCAGACAAGGACAUUUCUCCGAGUAAAGUCUUUUCUUCUUAUUGGGAAUAGUUCAUUGAGUAUUUUCCACAAUAUAUUUUGAUGAUAUAAGACCCUUCCCCAGCUCAUCUCAUACCUGCCUUCAAUUCACCAAACAUUCUGCUGCAUGUUUUAUUCCUUCAUUAUACUCAUGAUGUAAAAUUUGUUCUACACAUACAUGUUUGGAAGGUAAGAACCCAGCGAAGAUUCUACCGUUAAAAAAUACCAUUCAUCCUUCUCCCAUGGAUCACUGGCAAUCUAUCAAGGCUGUGUGUAGUUACUUACAGCCCCUCCCUCUUCAUGGUGGAACUCUGUUGGCCAUGGACCUGCACAAGUCUUCUGCAUGCUAUCUCUUCUGCUGUGAAUUCAUAUAAGCUACGGCACUGCUGUGUCCAGGAAACACUCUUGCAUAAUCCACUGCCUUGCACACUUAACAAUCUUUACCUCUCCUCUUCCAUAAUGAUCACUGAGUUUUGAU
This is a messenger RNA of Mesocricetus auratus (golden hamster), 1890 nucleotides long. RefSeq names its product myosin heavy chain, non-muscle-like. The transcript has 9 exons. The record is from RefSeq and is a predicted model, not a curated record. Lineage: Eukaryota; Metazoa; Chordata; Mammalia; Rodentia; Cricetidae. Bases 16 to 783 code for a protein of 255 amino acids.